Messenger RNA from Alternaria conjuncta, 1473 nucleotides. RefSeq lists its product as uncharacterized. The transcript is spliced from 3 exons. Bases 1 to 1473 code for a protein of 490 amino acids. The record is from RefSeq and is a predicted model, not a curated record. Lineage: Eukaryota; Fungi; Ascomycota; Dothideomycetes; Pleosporales; Pleosporaceae. Gene Ontology annotation, molecular function: N-acetyltransferase activity. Gene Ontology annotation, biological process: protein acetylation.
AUGGCAUCUUCAAGCGCAACAAUUCGCCACGCGACCCGUGAAGAUGUUCCUACCAUCCUAGCCCUUAUCAAGGAGCUUGCGCUCUACGAAAACGCCAGUGACAAGGUCGACUCAACUGAAGAAAUCCUGACACGCACCCUCGCACACUACGAUCCUUCCACUUCGACCUUCUCCGAAGGCUUCGCCCGUACACUCCUCCUCAGCGACCCCGACGGCACGGUAGCAGGCAUGGCUCUAUAUUUCUACAACUACAGCACAUGGACAGGCGUGCCAGGCAUCUACUUGGAAGACCUGUUCGUCAAGGAGAGCUACAGGAAGAAGGGCUAUGGCAAGAGACUCCUUAAGGAGCUCGCUGGAGAGGUGCUCAAGGUCGGAGGCAGGAGGCUCGAAUGGAGCUGCCUGGACUGGAAUGAGCCUAGUCUGAAGUUCUACGAGAGCGAGAUCAUAGGGGCGCAAAGGAAGACGGCAUGGGUAGGCUUGCGUGUGGAUGGCGACGCAUUGGAGAAGCUUGCAAAAUCGUUGUUGCGACUUGAACGGAAGAAGGACACGCUCGACGAUUACCAACAACUUGUCGGUCGCCAUGACGGCCUCCAAGAUCUCAUGCACGUCAUCGCAGAAGCCGACGGUUCUCCAGCGCCCACCAUGGACUUCAUCAAGUCGAACUUGGGCCUAGCGCGAGACUUUGUCGAGGAGUUUGGGAAAGCUACCGAGCUGUACAACAUCGCAGUGUGUCGCGUUAUCGGACCUGCCAUGUACACGACACUGCCACGUGAAAUCCGCGACAUGGUCUACGAGUACCUGACCCCACACCGACUCGAUAUCACCCUUCGGCCUUGCUAUCCUUGCGCAGAAUCAGAUCUACUGCACGUAUAUCGCAGGCAAGAUUACGAUCUAUACUUUGCGCCACAACCUCGCUCACGGGACGACUGGCUUUGCCCUGAACAUUAUUGGCGAGACAACGUCAUCAGUCCCGGAGUAGCUCACGAGCUUAUGGAAGCCUGGUAUCGAAAUAGCACCUUCAACAUGUGGGCAGACUGGAUCUGCGAAGGAUGGCCGGCCGAAUGGCUAAACACAUUGCUCAACAACGAUCGGUUUGGGGCUAGGCUGCGACCUCGGGAAUUGAUCACUAAGUUCGCCUUCGAAGUUCAAUUGAGCUAUAGAAGAGGAGAAAUAGACUCACAUUGGCAAAAGAGCCUAUUGGAAGCUCUCGACAGCUUAUUCAUACUCAAGGAAGCGACGCAGAUAGAUCUCAGCGUGAGAUUUGGAUUCGCCGAAGAUCCGAUCGCAGCGUUAAGAGCAUUCCUUGUUCUCAUACGUCCUGCCUUUCUACGUCUACGAAAGCUGGGCUAUCGGUGCACGAUCAAAACCGUCAGACGAAAGCCCAACCCUUUGAGUAAAGUUAUUGACGAAUGGGUGCAAGAGCUCGAGACGGAGGUUAAGGGAAAUGAUAACGCGGGGCUGAUCGGUGUCUAA